Zea mays is the source of this 1442-nucleotide messenger RNA. RefSeq lists its product as uncharacterized. The transcript has 2 exons. The record is from RefSeq and is marked provisional. Gene Ontology annotation, molecular function: GTP binding; GTPase activity. The coding region runs from base 285 to 935 and encodes 216 amino acids. NCBI's taxonomy places the organism in Eukaryota, Viridiplantae, Streptophyta, Magnoliopsida, Poales, Poaceae.
CUCCUUCCCGGUCCCGGCUACCCACAGGCCGCAGUGCCCCGCUUGCUAUUUUCCGCCGCCAACGUUCUCCCUCCUCCCCGCCCCCACCUCCGCUUCCUCCUACGCGCCACCCACACGCCUCGCGUCCGCCUCCCCGCCUACACCUCCCCAUUCUCCAGCGUCCCGCGCCCCGAGAAGCGCUGCAGGCCUCACCUUCCCGUCCUGCUGCCCCAGGAACCGCGGUUCAGGAAGGAAGGAAGGAGGAAAGGCAAGUGCCUGCCGGUGCCGGGGCUCAGCAGCGCGCGAUGGCGUACAGGGCGGAGGACGACUACGACUACCUCUUCAAGGUCGUUCUUAUCGGCGACUCCGGCGUCGGCAAAUCCAACCUGCUCUCCAGGUUCACACGCAACGAGUUCAGCCUCGAGUCCAAGUCCACCAUCGGGGUCGAGUUUGCCACCAGGAGCAUCAGGGUCGACGACAAGGUCGUCAAGGCCCAGAUCUGGGACACCGCCGGCCAGGAGAGGUAUCGGGCAAUUACAAGUGCGUACUAUAGAGGGGCUGUUGGUGCACUUGUCGUGUAUGAUGUGACACGUCAUGUGACCUUUGAGAAUGUGGAGAGGUGGUUAAAGGAGCUCCGGGAUCACACUGAUGCAAACAUUGUCAUAAUGCUUGUUGGCAACAAAGCUGAUCUGCGACACCUUAGAGCUGUAUCCGUGGAGGAUGCCAAGGGCUUCGCUGAGAGGGAAAUGACCUUCUUCAUGGAAACAUCCGCGCUGGAGUCCAUGAAUGUUGAGAGCGCUUUCACCGAGGUCCUAACUCAGAUCUAUCGUGUCGUCAGCAAGAAGGCCCUUGACAUUGGCGAUGACCCUGCUGCUCCACCAAGAGGGCAAACCAUCAAUGUUGGUGGCAAGGAUGAUGUCUCUGCUGUGAAGAAGGCAGGGUGCUGUUCAUCCUAAAUCACUUGUGACCAUGAAAAGGAUUAAAGGAACUAUAUACUCACCCCGGUCAUAUGAUUGGUAACUGAAAAUAUGACUCUUGUGCUGCCUAACCUGGUGGCUAUUAGAUUAUGUUGGUACUCCAGAGACAUGAUUUAGAGGUUAAGAAUUUGAUUCCAAGUUGGGACAAAAAACUUACUUUUCACGGUGUCAUUGAUAUUCAUGGCUUCGUUGUAUGGUUCAUAUGCGCUACUGUUCCACACUAGUUGACAUUAGAAUCCUCCCAAUCCCUCACUGCGUAACAUACCCUGCUAAAAGUGUUGUAAUUGGAGCUACUGAUGUUUUCUUACUGGGAGCAAAGAGUCUAACCUUUUCUUUUUUUAUGUCACAAUGGGUUAUGUUCCACUCGGUAAAUGCCCAUCUCUCAUUGGUAGGCAGCAAGUGUUAGAGGGUUAUAUCAUGUAAUUCUCUCAGAUGUACAAAAUUUGGAUUGAAGGUUUAUGAGGCUAUUUACUGUCAUGUUCAGAC